This is a messenger RNA of Eutrema salsugineum, 2548 nucleotides long. RefSeq names its product anoctamin-like protein At1g73020. NCBI's taxonomy places the organism in Eukaryota, Viridiplantae, Streptophyta, Magnoliopsida, Brassicales, Brassicaceae. Gene Ontology annotation, biological process: chloride transmembrane transport. The record is from RefSeq and is a predicted model, not a curated record. Gene Ontology annotation, molecular function: chloride channel activity. The transcript is spliced from 15 exons. Bases 356 to 2356 code for a protein of 666 amino acids.
UCAAACCCAACUUUUUCUCUUCCUUUUUCCAGAAACGUUUUUUGAAUUGACGCAAGAUUCAAGUAGCCGAGCCAAACCCCAAGGAAAUCGCGAGGAAAAACGAGAGAUGUGUAAAACAUUCGAUACUUUCAUAAAAAUUUCGUAUCCUUGAUUUUGCUGUGUUUCCGACUUAAACCCUGAUCCCCUUUUAUGGCCCAGAAACCGGAAAAUUAAAUUUACAGGGAAAAAGUAGUUCCAGAGGAAAAGAAAAGAAAAAAAGUGCAAAAAAAGGUGUAACUUUGGCGAAUACCCAUUUGGGCGUUGGAGUCAGAUCCUAAAAAAGGAGUUAUCUUUAUUGUGUGAUUCGGUUUUGGCAAUGAAUGGGAGCAAUGGGGAGGAGCGAAUCGUUCACGAAGUUGCAAUGGUGGUUCCUAAGAGGGUUCGGGAAGAAGAAGAAGAAGGAAACUGUGUUGAGGUUUUGGUGACUGAACUAAAGAAGAGAGGGAUGGUUGUUGAUAGAGUCGUUGGUCUCGCAGAUGAGUUUCUCAAGGUAGCAGCUCCUUUGGAGACCUUGGGGAAUGCAGCAGCAGAACUUCAUAUACGAAAGCCUACUCGUCUUGGAAUUGAUCUGCCCUUUGAGAUGCAAGGAUCUGAGGCUUUCAUCCGGCAACCUGAUGGAACGCUAUUCAGCUGGUUUGAACGGUUUCGGUGCUAUCAACAUCUUCUUUAUGGAAUCGUAAACUGUGAUGGAUGCGACGUUACACUGAAAUUUGACGGCAGAGAGCUUUGUUGGGCGGCAGGAGAAUCAUUAGUUCGUACAUUAGAAUCAGAGGGCAUCAUUAAACAAAUGUUUCCUCUUCAUGAUGAAUUAAAGAGGAAGGAACUUCUCCAAACUUGGGCAUUAAAUUGGUGGAACUUCACAAACCAACCAAUUGAUCAGAUCUACUCUUACUUUGGCGCAAAGAUUGGAGUCUACUUUUCGUUCUUGGGAAUGUAUACGCAAUGGUUAAUAUUUCCAGCCUUUCUUGGGUUUAUGGUGCAGAUGGUUGAUUUCGGAGCCUUGCAGUUUCUUGUUCUCCCAAGUUUCUUUAUCAGCACAAUACUCUGGGCUACCUUGUUUCUUCAGUUCUGGAAACGUAAAAAUGCAGCCUUGUUAGCUAGAUGGCAGAUAAAUUAUUUAGUUGGCCCCAGUCAAGGAUAUAGAUUUCUUGGAAUGGAAUGGAGUUCCCUUCCGUUUCCAAAGGAACUUAUAAAGAAUCUCGGAAAUAAGAUUUCCACAGAGAAGGAAGCAUAUCAAAGAUAUGAAUGGUUUGCUUAUCGCAAGAGGUUUAGGAAUGAUGUUUUCAUUAUCCUUAGCAUUAUCUGCCUCCAACUUCCAUUUGAGCUGGCGUAUGCUCAUAUCUACGAGAUGAUCUCAUCCGAUAUAAUCAAGUUUAUAUUGACAGCUAUCUACCUUCUAAUCAUUCAGUACCUCACGAGGUUGGGAGGCAAAGUAUCUGUCAAGCUGAUAAACCGAGAAAUCAACGAGAGUGUGGAAUAUCGAGCUAACAGCUUAAUUUACAAAGUUUUUGGGCUCUAUUUUAUGCAGACAUACAUUGGGAUCUUCUACCACGUUCUGUUACACCGCAACUUCAUGACACUUCGUCAAGUAUUGCUCCAACGGUUAAUAAUAUCACAGGUUUUCUGGACCUUGAUGGAUGGUUCUUUGCCUUACCUUAAGUACAGCUACAGAAAAUUUAGAGCUAGGAAGAAGAAGAAAAAUGAAGGUGGACCAUCUACAGGGAAGAUACAAAUCGCCUCAAGAGUUGAGAAGGAAUAUUUCAAGCCUGCAUAUUCAGCAAGCAUUGGUGUAGAACUUGAAGAUGGACUUUUUGAUGAUUCCCUCGAGCUGGCCUUGCAGUUUGGAAUGAUCAUGAUGUUUGCGUGUGCCUUCCCCCUUGCAUUUGCCCUUGCCGCAGUGAGCAAUAUAAUGGAAAUAAGAACAAAUGCUUUAAAGCUACUGGUCACGCUGCGAAGACCUCUUCCUCGUGCUGCAGCAACAAUUGGGGCGUGGUUAAACAUAUGGCAGUUUCUAGUAGUAACGUCCAUAUGUACAAACUCGGUGCUCUUGGUAUGCUUAUACGAUCAAGAAGGCAAAUGGAAGAUUGAACCGGGACUCGCUGCGAUUCUCAUCAUGGAACAUAUACUCUUGCUUCUGAAAUUUGGACUCUCUCGUCUAGUCCCUGAAGAGCCUGCUUGGGUUAGAGCUAAUCGUGUGAAGAAUGUGACCCAAGCACAAGACAUGUACUGUAAACAGCUCUUGAGAAGCAUUUCUGGUGAAUUUGCCUCCAUGACAAAACCUGAACGAGAACAACAACAAGAGUCGAAGCAAUUUUGACCAGAAAAACAGAAUCCAAGAAUGAAGAACGCCAAAGGUUUUCUUGUGUGUGCGUGUGACUGUUUGAUCUUUUGUUGCGUCAUUUUUAUACAUAAUGUGUGAUAUCUUGAAGACUUGCAUAGACAUGUCUAUCUCCUAUUUUGCCUGUAACAUGUUGAACUAUGAAGAAACCAUUUUUAAUAUAUGUUAUAG